UCCUGCGGAUCCCCAGGCAGGUGAGGAGGAAGUCAGUGCCCCUUUGCCCCUCUCUCCUGCUCCAUCUCCCAGCCCAGCCUGGCCCCGGCUGCAGGACAACCCCGCUGCCGACGCCGUCCUGCCGGGGAUGCACGGGGGAUCUCCUUGGCCUUCCCUCUGGCACGGAGGCAAAUCCCAUCCUGUCCUUGUCCUUCCUCCCCCAGACAAGGAGGCCAGGGAGGACAAAUCCCCUCAGCAGAACCUCGUGGAAGAGGCUGUUUUGAGCGGCUCCAUGGCAGAGGAAUGCAAUGGGGAGGAAAAGGUGCUGAGAUCCCGCCCGAGGAGGGGCUCCAAACCCAUGCCAGGGUGCUCCGAGGAGGAAGGACCCACCCUGUGCCAGGAAGGCAGCCAGAGAUGUGGCCAGAGCUCUGAGCUGGUGGUGCAUGAACAGCUUCACAAUGGCAAGAAGCGGCACCAGUGCUCAGAAUGUGGGAAGAGUUUCUGUGCAAAGUCCAGGCUGCUCCGGCACCAGAAGAUCCACAGUGUGGAACGGCGCUGUGAGUGUGGGAAAUGUGGGAAGCGCUUCAGAGACACCUCUGGCCUGAUGAUCCACCAGAGAGUCCACACUGGGGAACGGCCCUAUGAGUGUGGGGAGUGUGGGAAGAGCUUCACUCAAAGCUCCAGCCUGAUCGUCCACAAGAGGAUCCACACUGGGGAACGGCCCUAUGAGUGUGGGGAGUGUGGCAAGAGCUUCACUACGAGCUCCAGACUGAUUGUCCACCAGAGGAUCCACACUGGGGAACGGCCCUAUAAAUGUGGAGAAUGUGGGAAAGACUUCAGAAAGAGCUUUCACCUGAAAGGCCACCAGAUGCUCUGCACUGGAAUCUGACCCUGUGUGUGUGGGCAGUACUGGAAGAGCUUCUGUGACAGCUCUGGCCUGAUCAUGCAGCAGACAGUGCACACUGGGGAAUGCCCCUACACGUGCUCAGAAUGUGGGAAGAGCUUCAUCCAGCACUCCAAGCUGCUUGUCCACCAGCAGAUGCACAGCGGAGAGAGGCCCUAACAGUGUCCUGAGU
Prinia subflava (tawny-flanked prinia) is the source of this 1055-nucleotide messenger RNA. RefSeq names its product zinc finger protein 239-like. The coding region runs from base 128 to 868 and encodes 246 amino acids. Lineage: Eukaryota; Metazoa; Chordata; Aves; Passeriformes; Cisticolidae. Gene Ontology annotation, biological process: regulation of transcription by RNA polymerase II. The transcript has a single exon. The record is from RefSeq and is a predicted model, not a curated record. Gene Ontology annotation, molecular function: DNA-binding transcription factor activity, RNA polymerase II-specific; RNA polymerase II cis-regulatory region sequence-specific DNA binding.